Messenger RNA from Eruca vesicaria subsp. sativa (arugula), 1641 nucleotides. NCBI's taxonomy places the organism in Eukaryota, Viridiplantae, Streptophyta, Magnoliopsida, Brassicales, Brassicaceae. The record is from the annotation of a GenBank genome assembly.
CGAAAAGCGCAAGAUAACAUUUAUAUUUUUCGAGUUUCCGGAAUAUUGUUGACACCAAUCAUCAAAACAUUUAUCUUUUUCACUUUUGGUAAUUACAAAGAUCAUUUCGUUUCCCCUAAAAGGCAUUUAGAAACUAAAAAGAGAAUGAGAUUGACUCUUAAGCUAAUAGCUCUGCUUCUACUCGCCCUGAGUCACCAUGCUGAAUCUGGCUCCAUCCUCAAGUCCCUACCGGGGUUUGAAGGCCCCCUUCCUUUCGAACUUGAAACCGGAUACAUUGGUGUUGGUGAUGAAGAGGACCUACAAAUGUUCUACUAUUUCGUUAAGUCUGAGAAUAAUCCGCAAGAAGACCCUCUUCUUAUUUGGUUAACCGGAGGACCUGGAUGCUCUUCUCUUUUCGCCAUUCUUUUCGAGAACGAAAGUAUCCAUAUGUUGGUCACAAAACCGAGUAAUAUUUUCUUGAUCUUUCUGAAAUUUUGGAUUCAGAUGGCCAACAUAAUAUUCUUGGAUCAGCCUGUUGGUGCUGGCUUCUCCUACUCAAGAAGUCCAUUUCUUAAUAAAGUUAGUGACACAGGUGAAGUGAAGAUCAUCCAUGAGUUCCUUCAAAAGUGGCUAAGCAAGCAUCCAGAGUUUUUGUCCAACCCAUUUUACGUUGCCGGAGAUUCUUAUUCCGGUAAGAUUGGUCCGCCACUCGUACAAGAAAUAUCAAGAGGAAAUUAUGUAUGUUGCAAACCUCCAAUAAAUAUUCAGGGUUAUAUCCUCGGAAACCCUAUAACAGAUAUUAAAUGGGAGGACAACUAUAAAAUUCCAUAUGCUCAUGGAAUGGCAUUAAUCUCGGAUGAACUCUAUGAGUCACUGAAAAGAAUCUGCAAAGGAAAUUAUGGAAAUGUGAGUUCGCGUACCACAGAAUGCUUGGAACAUAUUGAAAUUUACAACAAGUGUACUGAGAAACUAUACACAGACCAUAUACUGUUACCAGAUUGUGAUAUGACAUCUCCGGAUUGCUUUCUAUAUAGAUACUUUCUCCUAAGCAAGUGGGCUAACAACGAGAGAGUUCGCAGAGCUCUCCAAGUCACUAAGGGAAGUAUAGGUGAAUGGAGGCGAUGUAAUUAUGAUGUCAUUCCGUAUAACUACGACAUUCAAAGCACCGUACCAUUCCAUAUGAAUAACAGCAUUAGUGGCUUUAGAUCUCUUAUCUACAGUGGUGAUCAUGAUAUGGUGGUGCCUUUCAUUGCAACUCAAGCAUGGAUAAGGUUUCUCAAUUACUCCAUCGUUGAUGACUGGAGGCCUUGGAUGGUCAACGAUCAAAUCGCUGGAUAUACGAGAAGUUAUGCCAAUAAGAUGACAUUUGCGACUAUCAAAGGAGGUGGACACACGGCAGAAUAUAAACCAAACGAGACAUUCGUCAUGUUCCAAAGGUGGAUCAGUGGCCAGCCUUUGUAAUAGAGGCUCAUGGCCUUGCGGUAUUAUUAUAGACCAGUAUUAUAUCCUCGUGAGCACGGAUCAAAUUUCUUCUUCGAAAAUUUGAUGAUUUCUUGGAACCAUCUACAAUGGUAAACUACAACAACAAACAGCAAAAUAAAAAUGCACAAUAAUAUUUUAUUUAGUUAAACAUGAAAAAGGAUAAAUGUAAACGCAUAUGAA